This is a messenger RNA of Rhinocladiella mackenziei CBS 650.93, 936 nucleotides long. RefSeq lists its product as uncharacterized. The coding region runs from base 1 to 936 and encodes 311 amino acids. Gene Ontology annotation, cellular component: UDP-N-acetylglucosamine transferase complex. Gene Ontology annotation, biological process: dolichol-linked oligosaccharide biosynthetic process. The transcript has a single exon. NCBI's taxonomy places the organism in Eukaryota, Fungi, Ascomycota, Eurotiomycetes, Chaetothyriales, Herpotrichiellaceae. The record is from RefSeq and is a predicted model, not a curated record.
AUGGACGCACAUGGAAUACAGCUCAGCAAACCUCCGGGCGUGAAGCCCGAGGCCUCAUUCUUCAACAUUACCAACUCCCUCAACCUGAUCGCAUCUCUUUCACCCACACGCGAACUCCGUCUUGCAACCGUCCUAAUUCUCCUCAACCUAGUAUUCUUCCGCCUUGCCUCUGUCCUUACCCGGAAGCCUAUCUUUCCCCGCCCCCCCGCCUCCGACAAACACCCGACUCAUGUCCUGGUCGUACUCGGUUCCGGCGGACACACGGCCGAAAUGCUUAACAUGCUCUCUCAAGCCCCGCGUUUUCAACUCGACUUCACGUACCGGACGUACCUAGUCAGUUCCGGUGACAGUUUCUCUGCGUUGAAAGCGCACGAAUUCGAGAAAUCAAUGCUAUCCCAACUACACAACGUCGCGAGCUCGGUUCCCGAAGGGACUAGCUCAAACUAUGACGUCGUGACCGUUCAUCGCGCGAGGCGUGUGUACCAGAGUAUCCUGACGGCGCCGAUCUCCAGUCUGCAGUGUUUAUGGGAUUGUUCCGCUGUGCUAAGAGGCACGCAUCGAGAUUAUAAACCUCUACGAAACGAAACGGGAAAGGCAGGGUUCUGUGAGAGGGCGAGAGGCUAUCCUGACCUAAUUCUUACCAAUGGACCCGGUACAGGUGUCAUCGUGAUCCUAGCAUCGAUCAUUUUACUUUUCUUCGGCUUUGGUGGACCAUCGUCCUCAGCUCUCAGUAUUCUCUCAGACAGAAGCCACCGCCUGCACCCACAGAGCGGCCAAAUGCGCAGUAUCUUCAUUGAAAGCUGGGCACGCGUCAAGACCCUAAGUCUCAGCGGUAGGCUGCUGAAGCCGUUCGUCGACCGUUUCCUUGUGCAGUGGCCACAGCUGGUGGAGGCAGAGGGGAAAAGGGUCGAGUAUAUCGGGCCGCUGGUUACGUGA